UUGUUUCGCUGUGCAAUGAAGAAUGUUGUUUCGUCAUGGAAAACAUAUGAAAGUAUCGGCUUCGAAGGGAAACGCAAUCGGAUUUUGAUAUCCGGGAACACAUCCGGGGAAUUAGUGGGUGUUGUGCAAUAGAAUUGCCGACAGUGAAGUGGAAAGGACGUAGUUAUAGAUAACACAGUCCCUGUCUCAGAACGCUAACAUAUCCAAACGAUUGUACGUUAGUUGCCGAUAGCAGUGUCAUGUAAAUGCAGCUGUAUUAUAUUGUGUUAAAGCUGUGUUACAGAUGUAAAAGUGCGUGCAGAGAGAAAUCGAUACAGCGCGGUACGAAUGCUGUCGCCUGCUGCCUGUGUACCUGUUUUUGUUGUGCGAAAAGAAUGGUACGACGUCACCAUUGAUGCGGUCAUUGGUUGCUUUGCCCAAUCGGAAUUAUGAAUGGAAAAUGAUUGGCUUUAAAUUUUCGCACUAACCAUUCGGCAAACCAGCGCCAUCCGUCGCCGAUGGUUGUGUAGCGAAAUGAUAAGACGAAACAUUUCUGCAUGUUAAGCAUCUUGCGUGAACUUUCGCCGACGGACCAUUUACGUUAUCCAUACACACAUUUGUUCACCAUCCGCGGCCGGUCGGUCUAACAAACACGUCGUCCCGAUUAGUGUUGAGGGCUUUUCUCGAAGGCAUUGAAUUGCAGUUGCUGGUUGUGCGGUGUGUAAGCGUUCGCUGCUAUUUGCACGACGAAAUGUAUGGUAGAACGCGACUCGUCGUGGAAUAAAUUAUCGACGCAUUUAAAAGAUCAACUAACAAAAGAGGAACACACACAAGAGGUACAAUAGCAAGAUGUCCGCCAAAGCAAUACGCGAAGCCACCGGUAAAGACAUUAUCAACCGUCAGCUGCAGGGCGAUCAUGGAGCGGCCAAGUGUCGGUUUGCAACCGUGACCGAAACUACACAAUGGCAGCAGUUGGUGCAGGACAACCCGUGGCUGGAGACAUCGCCUCUUGUGGUUAAGCCUGAUCAACUGAUCAAGCGACGUGGAAAGCUUGGACUGAUUGCCGUGAACAAAAAUCUAGCACAAGUAAAAACAUGGGUCAACGAACGGAUGGGCAAGGAUCAGAAGAUUGGCAAUGCUACUGGCAAACUGCGCAAUUUUAUCAUUGAGCCCUUCGUACCCCACAAAGAUAAUGAGGAAGCGUACGUAUGCAUCUACUCUCAUCGAACGGCAGACACAAUUCUGUUCUAUCACCAGGGCGGAGUUGAUAUCGGCGAUGUGGACGCGAAAGCAUUGAAAUUGGAAGUACCAGUCGGUACUGAUGUCACAAUGGCCGAGAUCGAAAAAAUGUUGCUGACCGAGAUUUCUUCCGCUAAGAAAAAGAGAGUUGCAAACUUUGUGUACAAUCUAUACAAAAUGUACGUGGAUCUGUACUUUACUUACUUGGAGAUUAAUCCGCUGGUCGUGACGGACGACUCCAUCUACAUCCUUGAUCUUGCCGCUAAGGUUGAUGCAACUGCAGAUUUCAUCUGUCGGCCGAAAUGGGGAGAGAUCGAUUAUCCGCCACCGUUUGGACGUGAUGCGUUCCCGGAGGAAGCGUACAUUGCCGAUUUGGAUGCUAAGAGUGGCGCUUCGCUGAAGCUAACCAUUCUCAAUCGCAACGGUCGCAUCUGGACGAUGGUGGCUGGUGGUGGUGCUAGCGUUAUCUAUUCUGAUACAAUCUGCGACCUGGGAGGUGCUAGCGAGCUGGCCAACUACGGCGAAUACAGUGGCGCUCCGUCAGAGCAGCAAACUUACGAGUACGCUAAGACCAUUCUUAGUCUAAUGACGAGCAGCCCGAAGCAUCCGGACGGAAAGGUGCUGAUCACCGGAGGUGGCAUUGCUAACUUUACGAAUGUGGCAGCAACGUUUAGCGGAAUCAUUACCGCUUUGCGUGACUACCAGCAGAAGCUGAUCGAGCAUAAUGUGUCCAUUUUCGUGCGCCGUGCUGGUCCGAACUAUCAGGAGGGCUUGCGCAAGAUGCGUGAGAUCGGUAGCAGCUUGGGCAUUCCACUGUAUGUGUUCGGUCCGGAAACGCAUAUGACGGCUAUUUGCGGUAUGGCGCUGGGAAAGAAACCGAUCGCAAAGAGCAAUAAUGUACACUUUGCUACCGCAAAUUUUCUAUUGCCGGGCGGCCAGCAGGGUGCUGAGUCGUCGAAGAAAUCAUCCACGGCCAGCCAGGAAAAUGGCGAAGCUGGUGCAGCCCGCAGCUCUCCAACGGAGAUCGGGUCGAAUGCGUACCGUCAGAUGUUUAGCAAUCGUACUAAGGCGAUCGUUUGGGGCAUGCAAACCCGUGCGGUUCAGUCAAUGCUAGAUUUCGACUUCAUCUGCAGUCGCGAUGAACCUUCCGUAGUGGCUAUGGUGUACCCGUUCACCGGAUACCAUAGACAGAAGUUCUACUGGGGUCACAAGGAAGUGCUGAUUCCGGUGUAUUCCAAGAUGUCGGAAGCAAUCAACAAGCACAAGGAAGCGGACGUGCUGGUAAACUUUGCAUCGCUCCGGUCGGCCUACGACAGCUCGGUCGAGGUGCUGGACUAUCCGCAGAUCCGCACGAUUGCCAUCAUUGCCGAGGGUAUUCCGGAGAAUCUUACUCGCAAGCUGAACAUGGCUGCCCGUGAACGAAACGUUGCAAUCAUCGGUCCGGCCACGGUCGGUGGCGUCAAGCCGGGAUGUUUCAAGAUCGGCAACACGGGCGGUAUGCUCGACAACAUCAUACAUUCCAAGCUGUAUCGCGCUGGCAGUGUUGCGUACGUGUCUCGCUCGGGCGGUAUGUCGAACGAGCUGAACAACAUUCUUUCGCUGACGACGGACGGAGUUUACGAAGGCGUGGCAAUCGGGGGCGACCGUUAUCCGGGCACUACCUUCAUGGAUCACAUCAUGCGAUACCAGGCAGAUCCGGCUGCCAAGAUGAUCGUACUGCUGGGAGAGGUUGGCGGUGUGGAGGAGUACGAAGUGUGCGAAGCGCUGAAGGACGGUCGCAUCACCAAGCCGCUGAUUGCCUGGUGCAUUGGAACGUGUGCGGGAAUGUUCACCUCUGAGGUGCAGUUCGGGCAUGCGGGAUCUUGCGCCAACUCGGACCGCGAAACAGCAUCGGCUAAAAACAAGGCUCUUGCCGAAGCCGGCGCUCAUGUGCCUGCAUCGUUCGAUGCUUUCGGUGAUAUGAUUGGAUCCGUGUACGAGAGCAUGGUGAAGGAGGGACUUAUUGUACCUGCGGAGGAAGUACCGCCCCCGACCGUGCCGAUGGAUUACUCGUGGGCUCGCGAGCUUGGUUUGAUCCGUAAGCCGGCCUCGUUCAUGACGUCCAUCUGUGACGAGAGAGGGCAGGAGCUGCUUUACGCCGGUAUGCCGAUCAGCGACGUGCUGCAAAAGAACGUAGGAAUCGGUGGCGUUGUGUCGCUGCUUUGGUUCCAGCGCUGUCUGCCACCGUAUGUGUGCAAAUUCUUCGAAAUGUGCUUGAUGGUCACGGCUGACCAUGGACCAGCCGUGUCCGGUGCACACAACACGAUCGUAUGUGCACGAGCUGGCAAGGAUUUGGUGUCAUCUGUAGUGAGCGGUUUGCUCACGAUCGGUGAUCGGUUCGGUGGUGCGCUUGAUGGUGCAGCCAAGCAAUUCUCCGAAGCAUACGAUUCCAAUCUCCAUCCGAUGGAGUUUGUAAACUCCAUGCGCAAGAAGGGUCAACUGAUCAUGGGUAUUGGUCAUCGAGUGAAAUCGAUCAACAAUCCGGAUGUUCGAGUAAAGAUCAUCAAAGAGUUUGUAAUGCAAAACUUCCCAGCUUACCCGCUGCUGGAAUACGCGCUUGAGGUGGAGAAAAUUACCACCAGCAAGAAACCGAAUCUAAUUUUGAACGUCGAUGGAGUCAUUGCAACAUCCUUUGUCGAUAUGCUAAGGAACUGCGGUUCAUUCACAAGCGAGGAAGCCCAGGAAUACAUCAACAUCGGUGCGAUCAAUUCCUUGUUCGUGUUGGGUCGCAGCAUCGGUUUCAUCGGACAUUACAUGGAUCAGAAGCGCUUGAAGCAAGGUCUCUACCGUCAUCCAUGGGACGACAUUUCGUACGUUCUACCUGAGCAGUACAACUAAAAACCCGCCCUCUGCCGGGAUUCGUCGGGCAUCAGGGAAGAGACUUUACAAACAUUCAUUAGCACAAUACGACACAAAACGCAACCGUUUCGUUCGGACCAGAGAGAGAGAGAGAGAGAGAGAGAGAGCGAGCGCGCAGAAAAGUGAAAAUUUCAAGAGGGUGGUAAUUCAAGUAAGCAAGCAAGCGACAAGAAAACCAGAUAGCGAUCGGAAAGAAUCGAAAACAAACAAAACCAAUCUACACAACUUGAGCAGCUUUUGCACAUGCUGCGUUCUUUCCAUUUCCUCCCCCCCCUUAUUGGUAACUAGUUUUACAAGAAUCUCUUCUUUUCCUUUGGCGUAUAGUGUAAGACGUUCAGAUUCGUCAUGUUCUGUUUUGUGGCUGUUGAGCUACUAAUUUUACAUUCUCAACAAACAGUGCAUUUAUGCAAGUAAAAGUUGCUCUGUGUAAUUUGUAACUUAUUACUACUAUCAACUACAAUUCGUCGAUUCUGUUAAACAAUGGACGAUCAUCAUUUUUUUAAAGGUUGGUCCUAACCUAGGCCCCCCGCCUAUGCAGAGAAAGAAAGUGUUAUUUUGGCAGACACAAUAUUUGCUACCCAAUGCAAAUCAAUGCAAAUCAGGGCAAAUCUUACUGGGGUGGAAGUAGGAACGAUGUGUUCGAAACAAACGCAAGCAGUGAAAGCGAAAUGAAGCUUACUUUUAAUUGCUUUCAUUGCUCAUUAGAUUCCAAUGCUUUUUUUCUUCUUCCUCUUCUUUCCAUUUUUGGUUUCUUGAUUUUUAUUAACUACAUCAAAAGUGAGUGUACAAGGCAUAUAAAUAACGACGCUAUAUUCCAUGAAUAUCAUAGCAAAAGGUGGCACUGAAGUGAGAGGCAGGCAUAUUUGCAAUCUGGCCAGAUGCGGGCGGAGACGACGAGCUCUAAAUCUUAUCAUUUCUAUUUAAAAUUGUUAUUAUUUUCUUUCCUGUAAAAGUCUUCAUUGCGGUUUCUGUUGCUAUUUAUAAGUUUAUGUGGAUAUGUUUCAUCUAAUUUACUUGAAUGGAAAAAAGAUACAUCAAUAAUAGUGACAAAAUAA
Molecule: messenger RNA, 5171 nt
Organism: Anopheles gambiae (African malaria mosquito)
Lineage: Eukaryota; Metazoa; Arthropoda; Insecta; Diptera; Culicidae
Gene: ATPCL
Product: ATP-citrate synthase
Exons: 10
Coding region: 829-4095 (1088 amino acids)
Biological process (GO): fatty acid biosynthetic process; citrate metabolic process; tricarboxylic acid cycle
Cellular component (GO): cytosol
Molecular function (GO): ATP citrate synthase activity
Source: RefSeq, a predicted model, not a curated record